UUAUCGAUACAUCAACAUUGAACACUCAUCUACCACUUCGAAACCUUUCCAAACUCUGCCUCUGAUACCUAGAUGGAGAAGUAUAUACACUAGUUGUUCCGGAAUACUGACAACUCAUAAUGUCGCAUAGCAAGCGGAAUACCUCCCGCGCGGUCUUCACAUCCCACGAACGAGAUGUCGCCCGACAAGCAUGGAGCUCGACAUCGGCGCGUCUCUCACGCGAAAGCUUCCUCCCUUUCUCGUCCUGCGGCCUGUGCCUCGAGAUCGCCCGUGACCCGGUCUCAUGCACGCACGGCGACGUCUUCUGCCGCGAGUGCGCCCUCAACAACAUCCUAGCCCAGAGGAAGGAGAUUAAGCGCGUGGAGAAGCUUCGCGAACAAGAAGAGCGUGACGCGGAGGAGGAACGCGCACGCCAGGAUGAAGAGGCCCGUGAGCGCGCUGUUCGCGAGUUUGAAAUGACACAGAUCGGGUUGGAUGUGAAGGCAAGGAGUAGUGGUAAUAAUGCUGGUACUACAUCUGGGAAGUCGGACGAAAACAGCACACCGCCAACGGCAGACUCGUCAAAUAGCGGAAAGAAGCGAAAAUUCGAAAUGAAUGAGGAAGAACUAGCACGAAUAGCCAAGGAAGACAGGGCGAAAGCACGGAAGGCAAUUGAGGACGAGAAAGCAGCGAAGCCUAUAUUACCAUCGUUUUGGACACCAUCGGUAGCGACAGCAACUAAGAGGAAUGAAGCACUACACGAAAUCACCAAAAAGCAGAAGAGCACGCCUAUGUGCCCUGCAGCGAGGGAAGACAGCCCACACCCCUACUCAUUACAUACACUUGUGACGGUGAACUUUACCGAGGAAGACGAGGGCGAUGAGGGCAGGGGUAGCGGUACCUCGAACAGCAAGAAAAAGCGUAUACGUAUAUGUCCCUCAUGCAAAAAGGGACUAAGCAACUCGUCAAAAGCGAUGCUUGCAAAGCCCUGCGGUCACGUUCUAUGCAGGAAUUGUGUCGACAAAUUUAUGCGGCCUUCGCGACGCCACGAUCCCCAUGCGGCAGCUGGCGAGGCAGAGAAGGUCAGGUGUUACGUCUGCGAGGCAGAUAUUACGGAGAAGAGCGCCAAUGGCAACGAUACGAGCGAUAAGGGCAAGAAGAAGGAUAAGGAGAAAAUACGACCGGGAUUGGUGGAGUUGAAGAGCGAAGGUACUGGGUUCUCAGCUGGGGGGACAAAUCAAGUCCGGAAGUCCGGCGUGGCGUAUCAGUGCUAGACUUAACCGACCAUAUUAUAACUGUUAGGUGCCGUAUGGUCACAGUAGGUCAUAUUAACACCUAGCUAAUAAGAUAAUUUCACGAUCACGAUCAGGCUUUAAGAUGGC
Messenger RNA from Annulohypoxylon maeteangense, 1361 nucleotides. Its product is annotated as ENOS interacting protein. Gene Ontology annotation, molecular function: ubiquitin protein ligase activity. The record is from RefSeq and is a predicted model, not a curated record. NCBI's taxonomy places the organism in Eukaryota, Fungi, Ascomycota, Sordariomycetes, Xylariales, Hypoxylaceae. Gene Ontology annotation, cellular component: nucleus. The transcript has 2 exons. The coding region runs from base 120 to 1253 and encodes 377 amino acids.